Messenger RNA from Dictyostelium discoideum AX4, 1398 nucleotides. RefSeq lists its product as hypothetical. Bases 1 to 1398 code for a protein of 465 amino acids. NCBI's taxonomy places the organism in Eukaryota, Evosea, Eumycetozoa, Dictyosteliales, Dictyosteliaceae. The record is from RefSeq and is a predicted model, not a curated record. The transcript is spliced from 2 exons. Gene Ontology annotation, biological process: sporulation resulting in formation of a cellular spore. Gene Ontology annotation, cellular component: spore wall.
AUGAGGAUAAAUAAUUUAUUAGUAUGUUUGGUUUUAGUUUUCUCAACAUUAUCAAUUAGUAAUGCAAAUCCGGAACAUGAUAAAUGGUGGAAACCUCCUCCUAGAAAUUGUGAUAGUUUGUCAGAGGACCAAUGUAAAGCACCAAAUUCUGGUUGUAAGUAUUUACCUUUUGUUUCAUGUUGUGGUACAAAGAAAUUCUUUUGUGUAGAAGAUAAUGGAAAUGGUUGUGGAAAUGCUCCAUUAAGUUGUAUGAAAGAUUCAAAAACCGAUGCAAUUUAUGAGAUUUGGAGUUCAUGUAGACCAAAUUCACCAUUUUUAUAUGAUUAUCAAGUUAGAAAUGAAACUUGUGAUCAAAAGCUAUGUGAAGCAAGUGGAGGAGUUUGUGAAUGGGUUGACCCAGUACCAUGUAUGGGUACAUCAUGUUGUCCACGUUAUCCAGUUUGUAAGGGUGGUGGUGGCGGUGGUGGACCAGUCUCACCAUGUAAGAAUGUAAUUUGUCCAGAGGAUUAUUGUUGUCAAGAUAUUCAUGGUGGAGCUUACUGUGUUGAAAAGCCAAGACCACCACCACCAAAACCACAUCAUCUCUGUAAAGCUAUUAAAUGUGGUAGAGGAAAAGAAUGUAUUGUAAAAGAUGGUAAAGCAUGCUGUGUACCAAAACCAAAGCCACCACCACCUCCACCAGUGCUUUGUGAUGCCGUUCAAUGUCCAAAAGGAUUCAAUUGUGUCGAAUUUGGUGGAACCGCCAAUUGUGUAGAAUGUGAAGAAAAGGAAUGCGAGCAUCACCAUUGUCCACCAGGAUAUGAUUGCGUGGUCGACUCUCACCAUCGUCCACAUUGCCAAAGACCAAAUCCAGGCUCAUUAUGUCGUAAUGUAACUUGUCCAUAUGGCUAUGUUUGCAAGGCAAUUAAUAAUCUUCCAACAUGUAUUCGUAAUCCAUUACCACCAAACUACCCAUGUAGAGAUUUACAUUGCCCAUCUGGAUACUCUUGCGAAAUCAUCAAUGAUCUCCCAUCAUGCGUAAGAGAAACCCAUCCAGGUCAUUGUAAAACUUGUCAUGAUGUUAAUUGUGGUUCAUUGGAUUGCGCAAUGGUUCCUAAUAAAUGUCCAAGAGGUUCUCGUGACUGCUGUAUUCAAAUUCCAUCGUGUCGUUUACCAUCAAAUUCUAAUGAUGAUUAUGAUAAUGAUCCUAAUGGAUAUGAUGAUAAUGAAAAUGAGGGUGAUGGAUUAUCAAUUCCAUGUGGCCCAAUUAUCACUUGUAAAUUAAAUGAAAUUUGUUUAUUAGAACAAUCACGUUGUGCCCCAUUAUGUGAAUUUGUAAAAUGUUCACCAGGAACUAAAUGUGUUGCUGAUACAACUGGAAUUCCAGUUUGUUUACCAAAUGGAAUAACUCCAUAUUAA